AGAAGAUCGAGGUAACCGAACCAAGCCUCGAAGGGGAGGAUUUAAGGGUAUAUUCGUGAGUACCACGAGAAAUAGACAAUUUGGUAUUCUGCAAGAUUCCUGUAAUAACGAGGUUGGUGAUCCAAAGAAAGAUUGGAUCUUCGUAGUUUCUUGGAUCUCCAUACCCUUUGUAACAAACGGGGGGAUCCGCUCCUCCGUACGACGCCGCGAAUCCAAGCACGAGGGAGACCAACAGGAGGGAGAUCUAAGGCAGCGCCGCACGAUGAAAUUGUGUUUCGCAUUCUCUCGUCAGUCCGCCCACAUGGGUGGGCGAAGCAGGAGAUGAGACGCCGCACGCGCACGCCACCUGUCGACGCUUGCUGCCUGGCUGCAUCUAAAUAAUGAUGCCUUUGUCCUUUUCUUGGGCACCCUUUUGCUUCGCCGUGAGAAAUUGGAAGUGCAGGUGUUGUUGGAUUCAACUCCGGUUUCCAUGAGCUCAGGUCGCUGUUGAUUGUCGCCCGUCUGUCUUCGCCACCCUUCGGCAAAGGAUCACGAGACGCGCUCCAAGAACAAGGAAUAUCCGAGAAAAGGGUUAUCACCCCGCCGCAGAACCGCGCUGAUUGGACUAUCGAAAAAAAAAAAAAACAGGGUUGCCCUGUGCGUGGCAGCUUCUGUCGAGGUCUCUUGGCUGAUGGGUAUCGAGGAUUUGAGCGGGGGUUGCACGUUUUAAGCGGCUCUUUCAACUGGGUGUGAGUCUUCUUGCAUUUCGGGGUUUGAGGAGAAUCUGCGAGGGGGGGGCAAAAUGGAAGAAGAGGAUGGGAUUGAAGAGAGCAGCGCGGGGUUGGGGAGCAGUGCGAGUGGUGGUGACGGAUCGAGGUGGGUCGAUGGGAAUGAGGUGGAUUCGGAGUCGGCAUCCUGGGGUUGGCUCGGGGAGAACGAGUCAAGGGACGGCCAAGGUCAUGGUACCAUGAGAAGGCGGCUCGUGAAGAAGCCCAAGCGGGUCGACUCCUUCGAUGUGGAGGCCAUGGAGAUUGCCGGUGCUCAUGGGCAUCACCCUAAGGACCCUUCUGUUUGGCAAACUCUUGCCUUGGCAUUUCAAACACUUGGCGUCGUUUAUGGAGACAUGGGCACAAGUCCUUUAUAUGUGUUUGCUGAUGUAUUCAGCAAGGUGACCAUCAAGUCCGAUGUUGACGUCUUGGGUGCUUUAUCGUUGGUCAUGUACACCAUCGCUCUCAUUCCCUUAGCCAAAUACGUUUUUGUCGUGCUGAAAGCCAAUGAUAAUGGGGAAGGAGGUACUUUUGCCCUAUACUCUUUAAUCUGCAGAUAUGCUAAUGUAAAUAUGUUGCCCAAUCGUCAACCUGCCGAUGAGCAAAUCUCAAGUUUCAGGCUUAAACUGCCAACCCCUGAGCUAGAGAGGGCCUUGAACAUAAAAGAAACUCUUGAAAACAGAUCAUCAUUAAAAACCCUCCUCUUGCUUUUGGUUCUAAUGGGAACUUCCAUGAUUAUAGGAGAUGGCAUUCUCACCCCAGCAAUAUCAGUGAUGUCUGCUGUGAGUGGGCUGCAGGGUGAAUUAGAAGGAUUUGGAACAGGUGCUGUGGUUGUUGUCUCAAUUGUGAUACUAGUGGCACUAUUCAGCAUACAACGAUUCGGGACUGGCAAAGUGGGCUUCUUAUUUGCUCCUAUUCUUGCUUUGUGGUUCUUUUCCCUGGGAUCUAUUGGAAUUUACAACCUUGUAAAGCAUGAUGUAUCAGUCUUAAGGGCAGUGAAUCCUGCUUACAUUUAUUUCUUCUUUAAAGAUAACAGUGGAGCUGCAUGGUCAGCACUCGGAGGUUGUGUUCUCUGUAUUACAGGAUCUGAGGCAAUGUUUGCUGAUUUGGGCCAUUUCUCAGUGCGAUCUAUACAGAUUGCCUUCACAUCUGUGGUGUUUCCCUGCAUCCUCUUGGCUUACUUGGGCCAAGCUGCCUACCUAAUGAAGUACCCAAAUUCAGCUGAAAGAAUUUUCUACGACUCUGUGCCAGAUAGUCUUUUCUGGCCAGUCUUUGUGAUUGCCACUUUUGCUGCCAUGAUCGCCAGUCAAGCAAUGAUAUCCGCUACAUUUUCAUGUGUUAAGCAAUCUAUGGCUCUUGGAUGCUUCCCGAGGCUGAAGAUAGUCCACACCUCAAAGAGGCGAAUGGGACAAAUUUACAUCCCCGUGAUCAAUUGGUUCUUGAUGAUUAUGUGCAUAGUGGUUGUGUCGAUAUUUCAGAGCACCACGGACAUUGCAAAUGCAUAUGGCAUAGCUGAAGUAGGUGUCAUGAUGGUGAGCACGAUCUUGGUGACACUGGUGAUGCUUCUGAUCUGGCAGACAAAUCUGUUUCUCGCUCUAUGCUUCCCCCUGAUAUUUGGAUCAGUGGAGUUCAUUUAUUUAUGUGCGGUUCUAUCAAAAGUUAUGGAAGGUGGUUGGCUCCCACUCGUCUUUGCUUCAUGCUUCCUCUGCGUGAUGUACAUUUGGAACUAUGGGAGUGUGUUGAAGUACCGGAGUGAGGUCAGGGAAAAAAUAUCCAUGGAUUUCAUGCUUGAACUUGGGUCAAGCCUUGGCACCCUAAGAGUACCGGGUAUUGGCUUGCUUUACAACGAGCUUGUUCAAGGCAUUCCAUCCAUUUUCGGACAGUUCUUGUUGAGCCUACCAGCAAUCCACUCCACUAUAGUCUUCGUGUGCAUCAAGUAUGUGCCUGUGCCUGUGGUUCCUCAAGAGGAAAGGUUCCUAUUUCGAAGAGUUUGCCCUAAAGACUACCACAUGUUCCGUUGUGUAGCCCGAUAUGGUUAUAAAGAUGUAAGGAAGGAAGAUCACCAUGCGUUUGAGCAGCUUCUAGCUGAAAGCCUUGAGAAGUUUUUGAGAAGGGAGGCUGAAGAUCUGGCUCUAGAGAGCAAUCUACAGAUGGAGUUUGACAGUAUGUCAGUGGGGUCCAGGGGCUCCGGAACUCGGAGCGGAGAUGGAAUGGAAGAGCUCAGAGUCCCACUCAUGCAGGCGCAGAGACUGGAGGAGGCGGGCACUUCGACCUCAGAAGAUGGUGUAUCGAUUUUGCCAUCUAGUGCCAUGGCUUCGGAUGAAGACCCGAGCUUAGACUAUGAGCUUUCAGCUCUAAGAGAAGCCAUGGAUUCGGGUUUUACUUAUUUGCUUGCUCACGGGGAUGUGAGGGCGAGGAAAGAAUCUUGGUUUAUCAAGAAACUUGCUAUAAACUACUUCUAUGGAUUCAUGAGGCGAAAUUGUAGAGCAGGAGCAGCAAAUAUGAGCGCGCCUCACAUGAAUAUCAUCCGAGUUGGGAUGACAUAUAUGGUAUGACCUGCUGUCAUGCGCCAAUCUAUUAGACUUUGCCUUUAGUCGACAAGUUGGUUGAGAGACUUCUGCUAUAAGUUAGCUGUCAUCUUGUUGAUGUCGGCAAGGCAUUUUGAUAUCGUGUCGAAAAACUCAAAUUCUUAGGGGGCCUCACAACAUGAAUUGAGAAUCAACAUCCUUAUUGGCAUAAUGGUGCCCAAACGCUUGGACUCCUACUGGUUUUUCACGGUUUAUGUCUUCGCACUGAUCACUGCUCGACACAGCCUCUAUGAGUCGCCUACCGUUUGGGUAUUCUUGAUUGUUUUUCCAUCCCUCCGGCCAAUUGAGUUUUUGAAUUGUUGAGUCUCGCUUUAGCUGUUCUCUAGGUGAAAGCUUUUGGUCUUGUCUAUCUCAUUUUAGCCCUACAUAUUGUCGAUAGACAUUUUUUCUUGCCAGCCAUCUGUAGACAUUAUUCUAUGUUAAUUUUGCUACUGGUGUAUGCUCCUGCAAUAAAAGAACAGCACAUGUUUAAACCCUUUC
Messenger RNA from Syzygium oleosum, 3814 nucleotides. RefSeq names its product putative potassium transporter 12. Gene Ontology annotation, cellular component: membrane. Gene Ontology annotation, biological process: potassium ion transmembrane transport. The record is from RefSeq and is a predicted model, not a curated record. Gene Ontology annotation, molecular function: potassium ion transmembrane transporter activity. The coding region runs from base 782 to 3301 and encodes 839 amino acids. The transcript is spliced from 9 exons. NCBI's taxonomy places the organism in Eukaryota, Viridiplantae, Streptophyta, Magnoliopsida, Myrtales, Myrtaceae.